This is a messenger RNA of Penicillium taxi, 633 nucleotides long. RefSeq names its product nuclear transcription factor Y subunit beta. Gene Ontology annotation, biological process: regulation of transcription by RNA polymerase II. Gene Ontology annotation, molecular function: protein heterodimerization activity; DNA-binding transcription activator activity, RNA polymerase II-specific; RNA polymerase II cis-regulatory region sequence-specific DNA binding. Gene Ontology annotation, cellular component: nucleus; CCAAT-binding factor complex. The coding region runs from base 1 to 633 and encodes 210 amino acids. Lineage: Eukaryota; Fungi; Ascomycota; Eurotiomycetes; Eurotiales; Aspergillaceae. The transcript is spliced from 4 exons. The record is from RefSeq and is a predicted model, not a curated record.
AUGUCGUCAACCUCGCCCUCCAAGGAACCGGAGAUCGAACCCGAGGUGCAAUCUGGCGAAGACCAGGAACAAAUGGACAAAGACCAACAAGAUGCUCUGGCGCAAGGACAGAGUGAGUUCGAAGUGAAAGAACAAGAUCGGUGGCUUCCGAUUGCAAAUGUUGCACGCAUCAUGAAGUUGGCUCUGCCCGAUAAUGCUAAGAUUGCUAAAGAAGCCAAGGAGUGCAUGCAAGAGUGCGUGAGCGAGUUCAUCUCUUUCAUCACCAGUGAGGCAUCGGAAAAAUGCCAACAGGAAAAGCGAAAGACAGUCAACGGCGAGGAUAUCUUGUUCGCUAUGACUUCGCUUGGUUUCGAGAACUACGCCGAGGCCUUGAAGAUCUAUCUUUCCAAAUAUCGUGAGACUCAAUCCGCACGAGGAGAGAAUCAGCAACGACCCCAGAGCAGUGGAUAUGGCGGUUCAGGAGUCGUUGGACCCUCUGGCUCUGUUCAAGGUCGCCCUCCUGGAUUCCCCGAAGAUGGUUCCAACAGUAUCUUAAACCCUGGCCUGGACCCAUCAGAGCAGGAUGGAACUGCUUUUGGAUACCCUCCCAUGGUUAACUCAUCCCACAAUGGUGCGGGCGGGGAUACCUUUUAA